AUGCCCUACACACCUCCUUUCGCCUGCUCAUACGGCAAAGGACCCGCACACUUGCAGAACGGCCCGCUAGCAGAACGAACUGCUCUGCCACCUGCCCUGCUACCGAUACCGACAGCUCCACCUUUCCUGUCUUCGAUCUUCACUCCUCCGAGAUCAGCUGUCGCCAUGACGACGAGGUUACGUGGCACACUGCUCAUCGCUCAAGGCAAGGACGCCGAGGGUAAACCAGACCCAAUGAUCUCUUGGUCAUCUCUGGCCGAGACGCAUUACCCUGCAGGGAUGAACGUCGGCCCAGGUGUCAUCCGCCUCAUCUUGCCCAAGCAGACAGCCAAACGGGACAAGAAUGCAAUCCGCCUCGAGAUCCUCAAGCAGUUCGUCAAAGACUUUGCCGGCGCUCAGAUCAUCUCUGUCAUCUUCCCUGAUGGCAGAUACGGCGACCAUCGCUUCGUUGACCUGGAGAAUCGGACGCCAAAAAUCAGCCUGGUAACAAUCGCCGAGAAGGCUGUCAAGAACUGGCGCGUCAAUGGCAAGGAAUUCGAGCCCGGCUACUUCCUAGGAGCCGAGCUCCCUGAAGAGUUCACGACGAUCGACUUCAUCAACGUCCCUCAUCACGCGAGGAUGAAGGUGGCCACAGACCUUCAGGUGGGCAUCGAAAAGAUGUUCGCCUCAUUUGCCGAGUGCCCUAUUACCGUCGUUGACGUCUGGGAAGUCGAAGAGGAGUUCAUGCCGGGUCACUGGACAUACGCCAAUCGCCUUCGCGCUCUGGUCUCCGUCGCCGUUGGCACCGCCACGGUGGCGGCGGACAAAUGGCCGGGAUGGAUCUAUUGGGCUCCUCAAACGGCGCUCUUCGAGCUCGAGUACCGCAACCGGUACGACUACUGCAAGCUGUGCCGCGACAACUGCCAAAACCUCGACGAGCGGCACACCACGAACUCGUGUCCGUACGUACAGUGCUCGGGCUGCAAGACAUUCGGUCACUUCGUCAAAAACUGCCCCGACUCCCAGCCGGCGGCCCGACAAGCCAAUCCUCAGCCUGCCGCAGAAAUGCCAGUUGCCUUGCUCAGCUCCGAACAACGUGCCUUUCCCCGAGGCAUCCCAGCCGCGCCAGCAACUGAUGCGACCCCUCGCGACUCCGACGAUAGCAGCAGUGCGAACAGAGUCGUAGAGGAAGGCGAGGUAGGCGAAGACCAAGAGACCGAGUCAGACCGCCGCGAUCGCGACGCCAUGCCUCCACCCGAGGCCCCAGCCCGGGCUGGACUCCCAACUCGUCGCCCGGCGUCGCCGAUGGAUAGCUCCUCAGACUCUGCGUUCUUCGCCUCGUCGACUCGCAGCCACGUUGUCUCUGAGGCACACAUCUCGCUCACGCCCAACGCUCCCUCCAAAUCUCAGCCCUUUCGAGCCGCGCACCCGCCCAUCCUUCCAGGAGGUGUUGCGCAGAAUCAUGGAAGGCCGCCCUCCGUUGCGCCGAAGCGUAUCGUCGUCAGCCCCACAAGAGACUCACGACAACCCACCCUCGCCACAAAUGCCAACUGGCUGCAACGACGAGGAUCUUCAAGCUCAUCAAGAUAG
This is a messenger RNA of Moesziomyces antarcticus, 1569 nucleotides long. RefSeq lists its product as uncharacterized. The transcript has a single exon. The coding region runs from base 1 to 1569 and encodes 522 amino acids. The record is from RefSeq and is a predicted model, not a curated record. Lineage: Eukaryota; Fungi; Basidiomycota; Ustilaginomycetes; Ustilaginales; Ustilaginaceae.